Neurospora tetrasperma FGSC 2508 is the source of this 954-nucleotide messenger RNA. RefSeq lists its product as uncharacterized. The record is from RefSeq and is a predicted model, not a curated record. The coding region runs from base 1 to 954 and encodes 317 amino acids. The transcript has a single exon. NCBI's taxonomy places the organism in Eukaryota, Fungi, Ascomycota, Sordariomycetes, Sordariales, Sordariaceae.
AUGUCUGAAAUGCAUCCUGACCCUCCUGCCAUCCUGCAUGGGGCUGUGAAGGAUAUCGUUUGCAACUUGGAGAAGCAGCUGAAGGUACAGCAAGAGAAACUACGAGUCCUAUACAAGGAGUGGAACUUCUGGGAGGCUGCCGGCGCUCUUCUUGACUUUGACUUACUUGAGGUUAGCGACUUCAAGAUAGAUGAGUUACAAAAACAGCUGAUCGAAGCUCAAAUAGAGCAGCUAACAUUAGAAAACGACUUGUCGCAGAUGACGGAGUUCGCCCGCCAAGUCUUCAGCCAGCAAGGCUUGGGCUUCAAGACCCCCUCGAUUCCCAUUCCCAUCCCGUCUGCUAACUUGUUCCCCCUAUCAGCCGAGUAUUCACAUCCUUCACCACCACCAAAGUCGUAUGGACAGCAAAUGGCACAACGCCGACAGGACGAUUUCCGCUAUUACCUCGAACACCCGGAGAUGCUGGCGGUUAUGCCGGGACAAGUAUCGCCUACGGUUACUAACAUGAACAAUGCAUCAGUGCUUGAUCCCCAAGUAACCCUUGUCCAAUCUCAAAACCCCCAUUUCCCUUACCACAAACCCGUUAAUCGCCCUCCAGCGCCUUCCCACACAAGAAGGCUAUCAGUCAAGAUUGUACAUCCCCCAUCAACAUCUACCACUCCCGAGGUACGUACUAACAACCUCCCCCCUCAAAAUGACCUCUUCUUCCUUAGGCGUAUGACUGCCUACCGCAAUUCUCGGUACGGCUCACAAAAGGGAAUCCACCCUACCGAUGGUAAGCGCAAUUACGAGUUUGACCCCCACUUUUGGGAGAAGAAAGAAAACUGGGACGGGACAGAUGAUUUCUGGUUCAAGCCCUCGACGCGGAAGAGGGGGAGAAUGAAUGAUGAGGACAAGGCUCUUUCGCCUUGUUCGGUGCCGAGGAAGAGAGUUAAGAGUGCUGGGGGAGAGUAA